Messenger RNA from Neoarthrinium moseri, 2568 nucleotides. RefSeq lists its product as uncharacterized. Gene Ontology annotation, biological process: endoplasmic reticulum membrane fusion. Gene Ontology annotation, molecular function: GTP binding; GTPase activity. Bases 1 to 2568 code for a protein of 855 amino acids. The record is from RefSeq and is a predicted model, not a curated record. The transcript is spliced from 4 exons. Gene Ontology annotation, cellular component: endoplasmic reticulum. NCBI's taxonomy places the organism in Eukaryota, Fungi, Ascomycota, Sordariomycetes, Amphisphaeriales, Apiosporaceae.
AUGAACGGACACUUCGCCUCCGUCGGCGAUGAGCCCACCAAGGCUCAGUAUGAACACGGCGUCCAGGUCAUCGACGAGGACAAGGAGUUCAACUCCAAAAUCAAUGCCUACCUCCGGGUCACAGAUGUCGCCGAGUCCGGCUUCAACUACCACCUGAUAUCCGUCUUCGGCUCCCAGUCCACCGGCAAGUCGACCCUCCUCAACCACCUCUUCGGCACCGAGUUCAAUGUCAUGUCCGAGUCGGAACGCCGCCAGACCACCAAGGGAAUAUGGAUGUCCAAGAACAAGAAGGGCUCCAUGGCCGACAACAUCCUGGUCAUGGACGUCGAGGGCACCGACGGUCGCGAGCGAGGCGAGGACCAGGACUUCGAGAGAAAGAGCGCCCUCUUUGCCCUGGCCACCAGUGAGGUCCUGAUCGUCAACAUCUGGGAACACCAGGUCGGUCUGUAUCAGGGAGCCAACAUGGGCCUCCUCAAGACCGUCUUCGAGGUCAACCUCCAGCUCUUCCUGAAGGACAAGCAGUCGAACCCACGAUCGCUGCUGUUCUUCGUCAUCCGCGACCACAUCGGCAAUACCCCCCUGUCGAACCUGCAGAACACCUUGCUGCAAGAUCUUGGGAAGCUGUGGUCGUCCAUCUCCAAGCCGCCCGGACUGGAGAACUCGCGCAUAGAGGACUACUUCGACUUUGCCUUCUCCGCCCUGCCCCACAAGAUCCUCCAGCCCGAUAAGUUCGUGACCGAGGUUGAUAAGCUGGGCCGGCGCUUCGUGGCUGGCAGCCGAAGUGGCAAGGUCCUUGGCCAACAUGGCGACCAAGAGCUCGAUGGUGGUGUUUUCCUUCCCGAGUACCACCGCAGAAUCCCUGCCGAUGGAUUUUCUGUCUACGCCGAGGGGGUCUGGGACCAGAUUGUCAACAACAAGGAUCUGGACCUGCCGACGCAACAGGAGCUGUUGGCCCAAUUCCGAUGCGACGAAAUUUCGAGAGAGUCCCUUAUUGCCUUUGAUGAGGUCGUCACCCCUCUCGAGGAUAAGCAGACUGAGGCUGUGCGCAUCGGGAAGCCGUUCGUACUACCGGGCCUGGGCAAGACGGGCAGUGCGGCACGCGAAAAGUGCUUGAAAUUAUUUGAAGUUUCUGCCAGCAGAUAUCACAAGGCCGUCUUCAAGCGGAAGCACCAAGAGCUUGAGAACAAGAUCGACCAGCGUCUGAAGGCUCUCUACCAGGCCCAGGUCUCAGCAAUCCACAAGUCCGGAGUUGCCACGUUUAGCGAAGCUGUCUCAAGUGCUGUCAAGGCCGGGCAGAAGUCGGGCGGCGCAUAUGAGUUCGCCGAGAUUGUCGACGCAGAGAAGACAAAGACUCUGGAGUUCUUCAAAACAGAGGCUCAGAGCUUGGCAAUCCAGGGUGUGCCUUGGACGAACUUCAAGUCGCAGUAUCUCCUGUUCGAAAAGGAGCUGGAUGAGGUCAGCGCCAAGCUGAGAAAAGAGGAGAUGCGAAGACUGGCGACAAGAGUUGAGCGAUGGGUAAAGUCUCGUCUCGGGGAUGCCAUCGGCCUGGAGUUCAACAAGCUGGGUUCCGGCCGAGGUGGCUCGGGUGCUCCCGAGGAGGGAGAGAAACCGCCGACAGAGAAGGAUCUCUGGGACCGUAUCUGGAGCGCUUUCGUGGACAUCGUCAAGGAGGCCGAAAGCCGCUUUGCGGACCGCGCGAAAAGCUUCGAGGCGAGCCAGGAUGAGGUGGACGUCGGGCUUUGGCGUCUGCGGCGCAAGAGUUGGGUUGCUCUCCGCGAGAGAAUCGAAGAGGAGGUCAUGGAAGGCAACAUCCUGCUCAAGCUCCGCGAGAACUUUGAAGACAAGUUCCGAUACGACGAGGCGGGAGUUCCGCGGAUCUGGCGUCCAACCGACGACAUCGAGGGCAUCUACACCAAGGCACGGGAAUCGACCCUCGGGCUCAUUCCCCUCUUGUCGAGGUUCAGGCUGGCCGCAACCUAUGGACCCCCUGACCUUCCUGAUUUCAUCGGGCACCAACCUUCGGGCGCGGAGCCUGAGGACGAGGAUGAUCUCACGCCCAUCGGUGGCGUCGACGAAGAGGACGGCAAGAGCCUGGAAGAGGAGAUGACAGUCUUGAGCGAGAGCAAGCGCCAAGACCUCGUCGUCCGGUUCAAGAAGAUGGCAGAUGGCGUCUACGUCGAGGCCAAGCGCAGUGCCAUUGGAGGAGUCGCACAGGUGCCAUUUUAUUUCUAUGGGAUACUCUUGGCACUUGGCUGGAAUGAGUUGCUCACAGUCCUCCGCAACCCCAUGCUUUUCGUGCUCCUUCUCCUGGUUCUGGGCGGCACCUAUGUCGCCUACAGCCUCAACCUGCUCGGCCCGAUGAUGCAGAUGAGCAACGCGGCCUGGGGCCAGGCCAUCGAGAUCGGAAAGCAGAAGCUGCGCGAGUUCCUCGAGAACAACGAGACGGCUCGACAGGCCAUUGCUAUGCCCGCGCGGCGCGACACGGACAACAUUAGCAUGGACACCCUGGACAGCCGCGGGAAGCGAGCCUCCCAGCGCGCUGCUGCUGAUGACGAUGAUGAUUUUUAA